AUGCAGCGAAGAUCGGCGGAGAGCUCAAACGGGCAUCCGUUAGAUCGACAAUUGCGUGCAAGUAGCGAGGAGGAAGAGGAGCAUCGCUCGCAGGAGGUCGGGGCGUUUUCUACGGUAGACCGGAGCGUCGAGGUGGAAAAUGCCGCGAAAGAGACUACGAGCCGCCCGGCCAGUGGAAGGAGACCCACAAACAGUAGCCGCACCACCAGGCCCAAGCCGGACCCCCACGACGCGGACGUCAGGUCGCCGGCCACUAAAGCUGCUGAUUUCCGAAGGUACUCCGUGCCGGACGACUCGUUCAACAAGUCCAUGGGACUGGACAGCGAGACCUCCGACAGCGAGGACAGCGAGGACGUCGACGUCCAAAAGAUAGCAAGAAUGAAGCUGGCCGAUUACUACGACUCGAAACAGUUUGAGGAUCUCAACGUGUCGGCCGAAGUGAAGGAGCUGUUUCAAAACAUCACGAGGUACACGCCGCAAAAGAUGGACCUCCAGUACAAGCUCAUCCCACUGAUCCCGGACUACAUCCCAGCAGUGGGUGACAUAGACGCGUUCCUCAAGGUGCCCAGACCCGACGAGGCUCCGGACAAGUUGGGUCUCGCGGUCCUGGACGAGCCGGCGGCCGACCAGUCCGAGCCGGCGGUCCUCCACCUCCAGCUGCGCAGCCGGAGCCGCAGCGCGGUCAGUAGCUCCAAGGCGUCGGUGGUGAAGCGACUCGAGGACGCCUCGAGGCAGGGCAGGCUGAUCGACAAGUGGAUCGACGACAUGAACCAGCUGCACCGCAGCAAACACCCCCCGGCUGUGCAGCUGACCAACAGGUACCCGAGCCCGGACGCCCUGCUGGAGCCCUGGCCGCUCGAGAUCGAAGACAAGCUCAAUCUCGUCCACGCCCCGAAUCUUCUUCAACUGGACCUCGAUCUUUUGCAGCUCGUCGACGUCAUUUGCGCCGUACUGGACAUUCCGGUUUACGGGGACAACAAAAUUGAAGCGCUGCACGUGCUCUUUGCUCUGUACACCGAGGUUCACAACAUCGACGUGCAAAAAAUACACGCGUAGGGAUAGCUUUGGGUUCACCGGGAUAAUAAAAAACAC
This is a messenger RNA of Copidosoma floridanum, 1092 nucleotides long. RefSeq names its product intraflagellar transport 46 (gene IFT46). The record is from RefSeq and is a predicted model, not a curated record. NCBI's taxonomy places the organism in Eukaryota, Metazoa, Arthropoda, Insecta, Hymenoptera, Encyrtidae. Gene Ontology annotation, biological process: cilium assembly; intraciliary transport. Gene Ontology annotation, cellular component: microtubule organizing center; intraciliary transport particle B; motile cilium.